AAAAAAUUGAAAUCGAAUUGAACCCUGAAGCUAGCCGUGCCGUGGCCGGCACAUUCUAACAUGACCCAUUCCGCCCCGCCCGAGUUCCGAUUCCCAUGCAUGGUACAGACUGGCGGGGUCAACGAUGCCUUUCGCUUCCUUCCCCCGGGGUCGGGUCCCAAGCGGCGGUCCUCUCUAACAAGGCGACGCGCAGCCGCUGCGGCGGCGGCAGCGGCGGCGGCGACAGACGCCGGCACCACUCGUGUGGCGGCGCUCUCCGCCGUUGACGGCGGCGGGGAGGGAGAGCUGUCCGUCAUGAGGUCCAUGUCGCCGCUCCUGGCGGAGCUGCUGAAUGGCAAGCUCGGGGCGACCAUCGCCAUGUUUUGCCGGCGGGCGGCGGCGGAGGCUAGGGCUCCUCGAAGACGAGGGUGGGCAGAUCCUGAGGAGGCAAAGGCUGCCGACCGUAAGCUGGAGGCGGACACACGUUGGGCAGAAAAGGUGCUGCUGGCUGAAAAGGAGGUGACCCUAGAACUGCGGCGACUGUCCAACCUCGAGGUCUACCCGGCGGCCGAGCUCGCUCACAUACGACGGGAGCACCGGGCACUGGCGACGGAAUGGCAACAGGUUUGGGAACGAUGACGAAUGAAGGCAUCGGGUGGAGGACGCCCAGAAACCCGCGCAAAACAUGCCGCAAGCACCGAUUUGCACGGGGUGCCCCUGUUGCACGAUGGUGUAACUACAGUUUUUUUUUUGCCGAGUUGGCCAGGGGCGUCAGGCGCGAGGUCGCACCUUUUUGUUUCCGGCCAUGAACGUGUGUGAGGCAAGGAGAGUUGAUGAACGGAUCGGGGAUGAUGGGCGGUGUCCAAUGUCGAAAUCACGGCAAACGGUAUCGCGGGCGGUACUUACCUCGUCGAAGUGUUACACCGCACACGGGGAUGCUGUACGUCGGUGUUGGAGCGCAGCCCGUGUGGUCCAGUGACAAUCGUUAGAUGACACUGCAGGGAAAACGCAGCCAACACGUGCGUCCAUUUACAUUUGGUUCCCCUCCCGUUUUUGGAAAAUGCACAUACAACCAACACCCGUUCGAGGAAAAACCACAGUCGAAGGGGGUGUGUUGGAUGCCUUUGUGCAGUGAGAACCGUUUUCGUUGUUUCGUUCUUUUUUCCUCUUUUUUGUGGAUGAUUUUUCCGAAAACGGUUUAUCCAGGUCAUCGGCAAAGACGCCACGGACGAUGAGCACGGGCGGUUCUGUGUAGUAGGGGAAGACGACGACGAAGGGGACUUUGUUGGCGGCGUCGGCGUCGGCGGCGGCCGCGGCGGCGGGCUGCUGCCGCGGCCCAACGCCGCCGCUAUCGGCAGAAGGAACGGCGAGGCGACCGCUGCGCAACCGCCGUCGCUGCUGGCGAUGCUGCUGCCCCCAUCCGGCACGAAACGGCGACGAAAAGAGAUAGCGCUGGCCCCGUUUAUCGCCUCUACAGCAGGAAAGGACGCAGCAGUGGCGGCGGCGGCAGCGGCGGCGGCGGCGCCAGGAGGCAUUUCGCUGUCGGGGUCCUUGACAGCGACCGGGGUAGGCGGCGCAAGCGGAGCCAACAGCGGCGGCAACGCUGCCAACAAGCGUCCGGACGGUCGCCGUCAGCGCCGGAAGGGGUCCGGGGGUGGUGGCAACGGUGUUGCCAGCAUCGCCGGGAGUCGUGGCCCGCCAGGCGUUCGUGGGAAGGUCAAGGGGGCAUCGGGCGUCGGCGGUAGCAGCGGUGCCGGGAAAGAGGAGGUUCUGGGGUCGCAAAGCGAGCAUCGAGGCAAGCAGGAGAUUGAGCUCGAGUUUUCGCGGCUGAAGUGGGCUCUAUUCAGGACGCGUCGGCAAGAGGCCGAGAUUCCGAGAAUGGUCGCGAGAGGGCACGGGCAAACCCUUGUUCCCCCCUUGGGUGCCAUGCCGCCCGUCCUGUCUACUGCCGGG
Ectocarpus sp. CCAP 1310/34 is the source of this 1932-nucleotide messenger RNA. The record is from the annotation of a GenBank genome assembly. Lineage: Eukaryota; Phaeophyceae; Ectocarpales; Ectocarpaceae.